AUGACGCAUUCAAACCCGACACAGACGCCUGCCGCCAUUGUCGGCGACGAGAAGCACCAUGGAGUUGGUGUUUCCGAAGCUGCGGACGACCUGGAGAGAUUCCAGCGCGAUCACCAAUUUGAUCCGAACCUUUCCCAGGAGAAGUCCGACAUGGUCAAGAAGGCUCUCGAAGACGGCGACUCGGAAGAGAUCAUUGCUGCCGACGCCAUCCUCACAGAGGACUCACCUUACGAAGAGGUCAGAGCCGCAGUUCGCAACACCGAUGGCGAAGAGAUCGCAAACACAGUCCGCGCAUGGGUUCUGGGCAUGAUCUUCGUGACUAUCGGCAGUGGUUUGAACAUGUUUCUCAGUAUGAGGAGUCCGGCCAUCAACUUCCCCUCCAUCAUUGUACAACUGCUCGUUUACCCGAUCGGAUGCUUAUGGGCUAGAGUCAUGCCCAUGAAAGUCUUCAACACGUUUGGCGUCCAAUGGAGUCUCAACCCCGGGCCCUUCACAAUCAAGGAACAUGUUGUCAUCACCCUCAUGUCGAACGUCUCCAUCGGCUACGCCUACAGCACAGACGCUCUCCUUGCUCUACAAGGCAAGCCUUUCUACGAUAUCAAUCUCGGAUGGGGUUUCCAGCUGCUCUUCACCCUCAGCUCGCAGCUGAUCGGCAUCGGGCUCGCUGGUCUCUGUCGCAGAUUCCUCGUGUGGCCAUCGGCGAUGAUCUGGCCGAACCAGUUCGCCAACACUUCCUUGUUCUAUGCUCUUCACGACAAGAGCAAGAGCGAUGGAACGCACAGCAAUGGUUGGAUGAUCAGCCGAUACCGCUACUUCUUCUACGUUCUCGGGAUCAUGUUCUGCUACUACUGGAUUCCGGGUGUUCUCUGGCAGGGGUUGUCCGUUUUCGCUUUCAUCACUUGGAUCAAACCGAACAACGUGGUUUUGAACCAGCUCUUCGGCGGCUUCACUGGACUCUCGCUGAUUCCCAUCACAUUCGACUGGACGUAUAUCUCGGCGUAUCUCGGAGACCCUCUGCUCUCGCCUACGCACACUCACAUCAAUGUUCUGAUUGGUCUCUUCACCUUCGUCAUCAUCCCGACCAUCGGUAUUGCAUACACCGGCGCGUUGUUCUCGGAGUAUCUGCCCAUCAACACUUCUCAAACUUACGAUAACACCCAAGGCAGCUACAACGUGAGCAAGAUUCUCGGCGCGGGCUACGCCUUCGACGAACAGAAGUACAAGGAAUAUUCGCCCCUGUUUCUGCCCCCCACCUUUGCUCUCAACUACGGUCUGUCUUUUGCUGCGUUGACGGCAGCGAUCGUUCAUACCGCAAUCUUCCACGGCAAAGAGAUCUGGUACCGACUCAAGACAGCCCAAAACCAAGAGGCCGAUAUUCACCUGAAGCUUAUGAAGAAGUAUAAAGAUGCGCCCGAGUGGUGGUACGCAGUGCUUCUCGUCAUCGCGAUCGGUCUCGGACUGGCCACGGCGGAGGGUUACGACUCUCAGCUUCCCUGGUGGGCUUUCUUCGUUGCGAACAUCCUGGCCACGGUAUUCGUUGUGCCAACCUGCACGAUUCUCGCCAUCUCCAACUUGCCACUGGCUCUCAAUGUGCUGUCUCCCUUCUUGGCUGGCUUCAUGAUUCCCGGAAAGCCCAUCGGCGUCAUGAUCUUCAAGGUUUACAGCACUAUCACGCUCGGCCAGGCGCAGACGUACUCAGGCGAUCUCAAGAUGGCUCACUACAUGAAGAUUCCGCCGCGUAUCACGUUUUGGUGCCAGGUUGUGGCCACCAUCUGGGCUGUCUUCGUUCAGAUCGCGGUGAUGAACUGGACUCUUGGCAACAUUGAGGAUUGCUGUGCGCUCCAUCAAGCGGCGCACUUCACUUGCCCUAACGGCAGAGCCUUCUUCUCAAGCUCGAUUGUAUGGGGUGUGAUUGGCCCUCGCCGAAUGUUUGGUGCAGGCUCCAUCUACGAAAAGUUCAACUUCUUCUGGCUCAUCGGCGCCGCUCUGCCCGUCGUUUUCUACGUCCUCAUUAAGGUCCUCAAGCUCAAGUUUGCCCGGGUUUUUCACGCUCCGGUCAUGCUUGGCGCCAUGGGCUGGCUGCCACCCGCCACUCCUCUCAGCUUCUCGAGCUGGGCCAUCGUCGGGCUCAUCUUCAACCACGGCAUCCGCAAGAGGUUCCAUGGCUGGUGGAAGACGUACAAUUACAUCACGGCUGCGGCGCUCGACGCGGGCCUUAUCAUCAGCACGAUCGUCAUCUUCUUCGCGAUCACGCUCCCCAACGUCACGAUACCUCAAUGGUGGGGCAACGUGGACGUGUAUGAGACUCUGGACUCCACGUAUGGUGCCAUCCUCAAAACCGUGGGGGAAGGCGAGACUUUUGGCCCUUCCAGCUGGUGA
Messenger RNA from Colletotrichum karsti, 2379 nucleotides. RefSeq names its product OPT family small oligopeptide transporter. The record is from RefSeq and is a predicted model, not a curated record. Gene Ontology annotation, biological process: transmembrane transport. Gene Ontology annotation, molecular function: oligopeptide transmembrane transporter activity. NCBI's taxonomy places the organism in Eukaryota, Fungi, Ascomycota, Sordariomycetes, Glomerellales, Glomerellaceae. The transcript has 4 exons. The coding region runs from base 1 to 2379 and encodes 792 amino acids.